AUUUAAUAAUGGAAUAUAUUUCUAAAUCAAAUAUUGCUAAAAUGGUUGGUAAUACUUUAGCAAAUACUUCAGCAACUGAAAGAUGUAAGAAGAUUAUCUCUUGGAGUUGGGAGAUGCUAGGUUCAAUAUUAAUAAUGAUGGGAUCUCCUAUUUCAGUGAAGGGUUUGGAUUCUGAUGAUGAAUGCAAAGAUAAAAUAACAGUAAAAGAAACUUAAAAAGAGUUUACUCUUGUUUUAGACUUAGAUGAAACUUUAAUACACUCUGAUAUGGAAAGAACUUCAUUUCUUGAUGAAGAAAUCCUAGUUAAAAUAGGAAAUAAUAUAGAAAAAUAUUAUGUAAAAAUUAGGCCUUUUGCAAGAGAUUUCUUGAAAGCUUUAUCAAAAUAUUUUGAAUUAGUUGUUUUUACAGCUGCUAUAAAAGAAUAUGCAGAUAAAGUUAUUGAUUAUUUAGAUCCAUGUGGAUUCAUCAAAAGAAGAUUCUAUAGAGAUGUAACCAAAAUUAUUAUAAAUUGAUUAGAGCUGUACUAAGAAAGAUGGAGUGUUUUAUAAAGAUUUAACUAAAGUUAAUUCAAAUUUAGAUAAAACCUUUAUUAUUGAUAACUCAUUUUCAGGAAUGUAAUUAAAUCCAUGUAUUUUUAUGAAACUAAUUUAGAAAAUGGAAUCCUUAUAAAAUCAUGGUAUAAUGAUUUAAAAGAUUAAGAAUUGAAAAUCUAUGAGGCAAUGUUAAAAAAAUAUGUUAAAUCCAAAGAUAACAUUAUUAAGUCAAUUAGCUAAAUGAAAAGAAAGUAUCCUAAAAAUGUAUUGAAUUGAAU
Messenger RNA from Paramecium sonneborni, 811 nucleotides. The record is from the annotation of a GenBank genome assembly. NCBI's taxonomy places the organism in Eukaryota, Ciliophora, Oligohymenophorea, Peniculida, Parameciidae.